AUGCUUUACCAUCCUUCUAUAUCUAAUUUCCCUCUGGUGGAUGCUUUCUACUUUGUGAAAUCUCCAAGAGGGAAGGCUACAAUGAUUGGAAUACAAACGACAACUGCCAGACGACAUGAAACUACAUCUAGUAAAGUAUGUAAAUUCAUUGAAUAUCUUAAAAAUUGUUUUUCUGACUGGACUGUUAUUUCCAAGGAAGUAUCAUGGGAAAUCAUUUACGUACAGCCCUACGAUACUGAUAAGAGGAGAGAAAUAAAAGAAUGGCAAGGAUGCAAGUUAAAAUCUCAGCGGUAUACCGCCACGUUACAGAACGCUAUUAUCAAAUUCUGGAAUAAAAAGGUAAAUCAGUAUCAAGUGAACAUGUCGAAGCCGAUGAUUGUAUGGCUUAUUGAGGCUUUAGAAGCGAUGGAUAUAGAAAAAAUAAAAAUAAAAGCAGAGAAAGGGAAGAGGAGAGCAACUAGAAAGCGAUGA
Molecule: messenger RNA, 471 nt
Organism: Trypanosoma theileri
Lineage: Eukaryota; Euglenozoa; Kinetoplastea; Trypanosomatida; Trypanosomatidae
Product: putative retrotransposon hot spot (RHS) protein
Exons: 1
Coding region: 1-471 (156 amino acids)
Source: RefSeq, a predicted model, not a curated record